Messenger RNA from Prunus dulcis (almond), 1024 nucleotides. RefSeq lists its product as uncharacterized. Lineage: Eukaryota; Viridiplantae; Streptophyta; Magnoliopsida; Rosales; Rosaceae. The transcript is spliced from 2 exons. The coding region runs from base 174 to 731 and encodes 185 amino acids. The record is from RefSeq and is a predicted model, not a curated record.
AAAUAACAGAAUAGUCAGUAUUAUCCAUCUCCUCAUUAAUCAACGCAACACCACCAAGUAUUUUAUGCUUUCAAACUUGUAUAUAUAUGCUCCCUCAAAACAACCCAUUGGAAAAUUAUUUGUUCUACAAAGUUUAAAAAAAACUUCCAGCAAAAAGAGAAGAGUGCUAGAACAUGGGUCAUCAUGAAGAAGAAAAGAGGAUUUUUGAGGAUCAAAAUAUAGAGGAAAAGCAUGCUUAUCAAGUUGGGCAGGAUUAUUGGGUUAUCAAGGAAGAUCAUCAUCAUCAUCAUGAAGAAAUGUGUGUCUCAGGAUCUAUUGAAUCCUCACUGGAGAAUUCAAUGAACUCCAUUGAAUCAUCAUCUUCAUCAGACUUGGUACAGGAUGCAUCAUCUGCUUCCACAUCAUGCUCCUCAUCACCUUCCAAUGGGCCUCUUUAUGAACUAUCUGACCUAAUGAUCCAUCUUCCCAUGAGGAGAGGUUUGUCAAAAUAUUAUCAAGGCAAGGCCCAAUCUUUCACAUCCCUAGCAAGUGUGAAGAGCAUAGAAGACCUGGCAAAGAAGGUGGCUCCUUACAGAAGGAAAAUAAAGCCAUGCAAGAGCUAUGGUGGGGGUUUGGAUGGUGGUCACAAAUCAUAUACUACUACUCCUAAAGCCAUUAUCUCAAAGAAAGCUUCUUCAAGAGGAGGAUCUUUCUUAUAUUCCGUAAGUAAGAGAGGAAAAUUGUUGGGUUAGCUUAGCUCUCUCUAGGCCUACAGCCACCCCUGUACAAAUCAAUUUCUAUAUGAUCAAACCUUUAGAAACUUGCUAUGCAUGGUUUUUGUAUUGGAGAGUUAGUUUUUGAUCUGGGCUUUUGUUCUUUUCUUCACAUUGUCAUUGUUCUUAACUCUCAACAUGAAUUUAACAUGCUUAUAAUCCAUCACAACCUUUUUCCAUUGGCAAUAUUUUAUGUGGUGGAUUUGAUGUUAGAUUGGCAUGGAGAUUCUUAUGUUAUGACAGUUCCAUGAUUUUUCUGGUUGAUAAGAUAA